AUGAGCAUCACUACUCAUCAUUUGUCAAACCUAACGUACGACGAAGACUGUAUUCAUUCAGUGGUUUUGGAGAAGACGCCUUCACCACCGCCGAAACCGCCACGAGGGAUAUUAAGAAAAGGUCCGCCAAUGAAACCACAAAGAAGCGCAUUAAAAAUUGAUCCGAUUCAAAAUGACGACAAAGAAAAUUGUAGCCAGCCACAAGCCAGAUCUCAGUUCAAAGCCAAAGACAUGAUGGAGCAAAUGCAGAAUUAUUUCAAAAGAAGUAUCGCAGUUCUCCGCAGCAGUGGAGAUUUCACAGGAACCGAAGCAGCGGAUAUUUUGACGGCUUACAUUGAAUCGCACCGAGACGACUUUCCAAGAGAAAACGUUGGAAGAGGGAAUGCUGUGAAACUUCUUGGGAUUUGGUUGGAAUCAAAAACGAUUCACAGCGUUGACGCUCAUCAGAAAAAGUUUCUCGAUUCAGAACGUGCAUUCUACAGAUUGGGAGGGGAAUUGGAAAGCUUGUACAUCGUCAACACUCCAAAUACAACAAGAGAUCACGAUGAGUUAACAUCAGUGCAAAGGUCAUCGAGUACUCGACGAAGCAACAGUUUCAAACGGCUUUUCUCUCCACUCGUUCGCCGAAAUCGCUCUAACUCUCGGGGACGUGAUAAGGAUAAUGGGAAGGAUGGUUCUUCGACGCUUCUCAAAUCCACGUGGAGUAUUUUCUCUUCGUCCGACAAACUCGAGAAGAAAGUACGCAAGGCAGAACAGCAGCUGAUAAAAGAAGAGGAAGCCGAAGUGUAUGAGUUAGCAUUAUUCCAUUUGCUCAAUCUAAUUGAAGUUGAGUUUCUAGAGGAUGUUGCCCUCCCAGUGCAGGACGUCAAGAAAAAUGCGUCAUUCUUAUCAUCAAUAUUGGAAAAAGUUGGGCUAGGAUCGGGAGAAGAGCGGCUAGAACCACACCAGGAGGAGGAAAUGGAUUUGCUCAUUGAAACGCAUCCAUUGAUUCGAGAAGCGAGUCAAUGGUUUCAAAUGGCUCGUUGCUGUGCUCCGUUGCUUUAUCUGGAGAAGACACCGGAGAAAAGCUCAAAAAUGCAACUAUAUUUAUGGUGUAGAGCAGCAUUAUCAUCAGUAAAAUCUCGUCUUGAGAAAAUGACACAAUGCGGAAGCUCUCCACUAUUCCCAUCAGAAUUCGCCCCGCUUCUAAACAAAAUUGCUCAACAAUUGAUCAACGACAUGGAUUCAGGAGACAAAUUAUCCACCGCCAUCAUGUACAUAUUUCUGAUGGUUCCACAUCCACUUCGCAGAACCAUCGAUGAUAUCGUGCAAUGGCUUCAACUCACAAUGCGAACAGAUUCAGUCGAAGAUCUCAGAAGCCCCUACUAUUUAGGGAAGAAGGAUCCACGGCGAUACAAGGAGAAUGUGAGAGUUAUAAUUGAAGAACUUUCUCCGUUCAUAUUCCCAAAAGGAUGCAUGACGAAUAUUCAACAAGAUAUCUUUAUUGAGACCCUGGUCGAAUUACGUCAAGCGAAACGCCUGGGACAACGUCCACCACAACUAGAGAACUCGUUACGAGCAAAGUGUGUGGUUGGAAAUGUAACAUGGAAACGGAAAGAGAGAAAACACAAUUCGGCUGAAUGUGACUUAACGCCGGUACGAUUCACAGUGGCUCGAGAAUCCAUUAGAAAGACAGUCAACAAUGGAUUAAGCGAAACAGAAGCUGCCCUGGUGAAAAUGAUGAAUGUAAGUUGGUUUGAAAGUAUUAUAAAUGCAAUGCUUUCCCAUUUUCAGGACAUGAUCGACGAUAAGAAAGUACCCCUUGGCGAGAAAAAGAGGAAGCUUGCAAAUUUCGAAAAACACUAUCCAGGACUGUACAAAAGCAAUUUCAACGGAAUGCUGUAG
Molecule: messenger RNA, 1884 nt
Organism: Caenorhabditis briggsae
Lineage: Eukaryota; Metazoa; Nematoda; Chromadorea; Rhabditida; Rhabditidae
Gene: Cbr-toe-2
Product: Protein CBR-TOE-2
Exons: 6
Coding region: 1-1884 (627 amino acids)
Source: RefSeq, a predicted model, not a curated record